AUGCGUGUCCCUAUCUCUCCACAAAUCUUGCAAAACAGCAUACGCAAACCUCUGAACUUUGGCAAGCUUGCAACUAUCCAAUUCCCCCAAAGCUUCUCAUCUAUUCCAGUCUUAAAAAUGUCUGCUCCAGUAUCUGACUUCAAUCUUGAGAACACCAAUGUAAAAACCGCCAGCGGAGUAACCCUCGAUGAGACCCAGCAUACACUCGUCGCAAGUGUCCUCGAUCUAUUUGCAGGCCGUCCUUCAUUGAAGAAGCUCCAACUCUGGGACGACAACGGCACUUUCGCAGACAACAUCACUCGCGCCGUCGGCCGAAAGCAGUACGAAGCACAAUGGUAUGGCCUGCAAGCCGCCUUCUCCGAAAUCGAGCGUCUCCAUCAUGAGGUUACCUCGGCAGGCAAUCCGAUUUCGAUGGAUCUUCGCACUCGCUAUGUGAUCAAGGGCCUCAAAAAGGAACAGACAAUUGACAGCAAGAUCAACAUUUUUUACGACAAGGAAACUCAGAAGAUCACCAAGGUGGAGGAUAAAUGGGGUGGAAAACUACCUGAUUCAAGCUUCAGCGAUGCUAUGCGCAAGCUGAAUGCUGUUAGCGUACCGUUAGGCGUAUCGGUUCCUAAGACUGAUGAGGAGGACGCGAAGAGGGGCAAUCAGUAG
Bacidia gigantensis is the source of this 654-nucleotide messenger RNA. RefSeq lists its product as uncharacterized. Bases 1 to 654 code for a protein of 217 amino acids. The transcript has 3 exons. The record is from RefSeq and is a predicted model, not a curated record. NCBI's taxonomy places the organism in Eukaryota, Fungi, Ascomycota, Lecanoromycetes, Lecanorales, Ramalinaceae.